Molecule: messenger RNA, 543 nt
Organism: Phytophthora infestans T30-4
Lineage: Eukaryota; Oomycota; Peronosporomycetes; Peronosporales; Peronosporaceae
Exons: 3
Coding region: 1-543 (180 amino acids)
Biological process (GO): trans-translation-dependent protein tagging
Cellular component (GO): cytosol
Molecular function (GO): RNA binding
Source: RefSeq, a predicted model, not a curated record
AUGGAGUUGCUCACUCGUUGCUCGCGUCUCCCCUUUAGUGCGCGCCAUCAGUUAUGGCUAUUCGGCAGCUGUCGUGGCCUUCGCGAUUUCCCCAUCAAAGUUUUGUGCCGCAACCAAAAGUUCGUGCGCAAAGCUGCGGGAAAUUAUUACGAAGUGGAGCGGGAGUGGAAUUUGGGCAUCGUGCUCCAACCUUCGGAAGUCAAGUCGCUGCGCAACCGCAAUGCGGAUCUAUCCACAGCUUUUGGAGCUUUCUACAAGCACGAGCUGUUUCUACACGACUUAAACAUUCCAGUAUGGCGUCAGGGACUUAUAGGUCGACCAGAGCCAACGCGAGUGCGUAAGCUGCUGGCAAACCGCUCGGAGCUCAAGAAACUACAAGAAUUUGCCAAUCGACCUAACGCACAACUCAUUCCGAUGCGGAUCGAGGUCGGCAACACUGGCUGGAUCAAAGUCAUCAUGGCAGCAUGCUUCAAACGUGGACAGAUUGACAACCGCAGACGUGACGACGAACGAGAAAUCAAACGCCAACUUCGUGAUUGGUAA